Molecule: messenger RNA, 1980 nt
Organism: Biomphalaria glabrata
Lineage: Eukaryota; Metazoa; Mollusca; Gastropoda; Planorbidae
Product: mitogen-activated protein kinase kinase kinase 3-like
Exons: 9
Coding region: 26-1009 (327 amino acids)
Biological process (GO): protein phosphorylation
Molecular function (GO): protein kinase activity; ATP binding
Source: RefSeq, a predicted model, not a curated record
CAGUGAAAAACCAACUAAGAGUAAAAUGAGGAAAAAGAUUGGAGAAGGAGGAUUUGGAAAGGUGUACCUGUACUGUGACCCAAAUACGUCGUUGUUAUUUGCCAUUAAACAUAUCAAACUAGUCCAAACGAAAGCUAAUAUAUCACAGUUCACAGAUAAAUUAAGAAAUGAAAUCCAAAUCCUGAGCAGCAUCAAACACGAACGAAUCGUUCAGUAUUAUGGAUGUGAAGAGAGCAAAGAAGAAGUACUCAUCUUUUUGGAAUAUAUGCCAGGGGGAUCCCUUUACGAUCACAUGCAUGACUUUGGGCCUUUUAACGAGGCUGUGACACGGACAAUGACAAGACAAAUCUUACAAGGACUAGCAUUUCUUCAUGAGAGUAACAUUAUUCAUAGAGACAUCAAAGCUGCAAAUAUUCUCCGCGACACUGUUGGCAAUGUGAAAGUCACAGACUUUGGUGUUUCUAAACAACUAACAAGCAUAACAGAAGCUGGCCCGCACACAACAGUUGGCUCGUUUCACUGGCUGGCACCUGAAAUAAUAACUAGUGAUAACUAUGGAAAGAACGUCGACUUAUGGAGCUUAGGUUGUACAGUUGUAGAGUUAUUGACGACCAGGCCACCGUUCGCCGAUAUAGAGCCAAUACAAGUGAUUUUAAAGAUAGCUAGCUGUAAACAUCCUGAAUACACUUUGCCAAAAGUAACAUCUGAGAAUUUAAGAGAGUUCUUAAACAUCACUUUUAAAAAAGACUGGAACGCAAGAACAUCAGCAUUAAAGUUACUGGAGCAUCCGUUUGUUGAAGUGUGUAAAACAUUGGAGGAAAUCGAGAGAAAAGACAGAGAGAUCAAUAAACUUAAAGAACAGAAAGUGUGUAAAGCAUCGGGCGAAAUAGUGAAAAAAGACAGAGAGAUCAUAAUGCUUAAAGAAGAGAAAGAAAUACUUCUGAGGGCCUUGGCUCGGUAUAGGUCAAGGUUGAAUGACAGAAAAGGACAGAAAACAAAAUUUGCCUAGAAAGAGACAAAUAGUCUAGCACGAAUAAAGAUAUUUGAUGGAAAUUUAGAGUAAGCUUAUCCACAUGACACCUUCGUUAACCAUAGGCCAAGAAAAAACAGAUGACCUUCACAUCAUUCAGCCCUAUAGACAACCCACAAGAUCUGAAAGGAGAACUUUACUUUUUUUGUGUGUACAAACUAAGAAAAAAGGAUGGACUUCUGAAAUGCAAAGACCCUAAAGAAAACGCAAGAUAUUUAUCCCCCCAAAAUGGUGAGGACAAUAUUACUAAAACAAAACUUGCUAAGGCGUCUUUAUGUUUCUCUCAUUAUUGUUUUAAUUGUAUUAUUUUGUAUUUUUUUUGUAUUUAACUCGUCUCUGUUUUAGUGUACUUAAUGAUGAUUUUUUUAUUCAAUGAUAUAUAUAUAUAUAUAUAUAUAUAUAUAUAUAUAUAUAUAUAUAUAUAUAUAUAUAUAUAUAUAAAUAAUUAAAUCAUAAAAUAAAUGAAAUAAGAAUACUCAUCAUAAAUCACAUGACUGGAAGUAAGGGUGAAUGUUGAAGUGUUAGUAUUCUCAAGUUAAUGACAGGAACAAGAGCCUAACACUUAUAUAGAAGUAAGCAUUUAAUUACAAGAAUAAGAACUUAGAUAUUAUAGAGUUAUAUAUGGUAUUUUUAAGGGUUGCUGAUCCCAAAUUGUAGCAGUUAUCGAGGCAUACCUUCUAUUGGACAAGCCUGAUAUAUUUGGUACCUGGACAGCUGCCAACGUGAGGGACGCUCUCCGCAUGCCAAAUAUCAACUUAUUCCAGACUCAUAAAAAGCGUGAAAAAUGCCUCUUCCUGUUGUGGGCCCCACACUUGAUUCCUGUUUCUUUCCCUCCUUCCAGUUCAAGUUACGUUUCAAAUGAUAGAUUUGUAUCAUUUGUGUAUUUACAUCUCAUCAUUGCAACACUAUCACCAUUACUAUCAUGUAAAUAAACUUUAUGUGUUCAUAAA